GCUCGUGCAGUGGCUCCUGUUUCGGGACGCUCUUUGUGCUCAGCUCGGAGCUAACGCCAAAAAGGUUUAGAAAAUGUCCAAAAACCAAGCGCAGACAGCGGAGAUGGAGGAGAGGCGGACUGCAGCGGAGUCUGAGGAGGACCUGAGCCGCCCCAAACAGGAGGACCAGAGGACAACCGUGCUGCUCGAGGUGGCUGUUCAGACGAGUCCCUCAUGGAAUCCUGGGCCCGGUCUGGACCAUUGUCCGAACCAGGGUCUGAUCCAGGCUGUGAAGCAGGAAAUCCCAGAUACUUUACAGAUUAAAGAGGAGCCAGAGGAAGUGAGAAUAAAACAGGAGGAGAACGUGAAACAAGAGGAAGAGCAGCUGCCAGUGUGUGUCCUGUCCGAUGUUGUGAGUCUGAAGAAAGAAGAGUCCUCACCGCCUCAACAAACUGAGGAGACAGAGGAAAAGAACAUUAACAUCUACACUGUUCCUGCCUCUCCAGUAGCUAUGAGACUUCGAUCCUACAGCGACAUGAUAGCCACUGUGCAAGUCAUCAUCCCUACUCAAAUUUUUACUCAAACCCCUACUCAAAAUCCUGCUCAAACUUUUUCUCAAACUUCUGCUCAAGCUUCUGCUCAGACUUCUGCUCAAACUCCUGCUCAAAAUCCUGCUCAAACUCCUGCUCAAACUCCUUCUCAAACUCCUGCUCAAACUCCUGCUCUCCAAAGUCCGCGAGAGAAACCGGUUUUGAGGGAAAAUUCUGUGUCUUCUCUCCUGCGAAGACCUUUUGCAAAACGUUUGUCUGAGGGACAGAAGAGAGUGAUAGAGCUUGGCCCGGACCAGCCAGAUUUAUGUCUGAAGCAGAAGAAUGGAGAUCGCGGCCGCACGUACGUCAGAGGAUUCUCCCGUAACGCUUACGAGAAGCGGCGCUGGCUGAUGGGAUGCGAUGUGAAGAACGCGUUUUUUUGUUUUCCGUGUUUGCUUUUUAAUUGCACUGGAACCGAAACCAAGUGGACUUCUACCGGCAUUAGCGACUUGAGGCAUCUGUCAGAAAAGUGUAAACGCCAUGAGAACUGCGUUAGCCAUGUCGAUAACUGUUUCAGGCUAAGCGUUUUUGGUCGUGCAAAUAUAGCUGUGCAAUUAAACGAAGCAUACAGAGAUAGCAUACGCAAUCAUAACAAAGAGGUCACUAAAAACAGACACAUACUUUCACGGAUUAUUGACCGUAUUAAGCUUUGUGGAGCAUUUGAACUAGACGCGUGUGGUCAAAAUGAAUCGGAGUCUUCGAGUAUUCCUGGUAUAUUUCAAAAUCUUGUAGAUUUCGUCUCCUCCCCUGAUGCAGUUUUGAAAGAGCAACCAGAUAAUUCCACUGUGGUUAAUGGCAUGUCCAGAACCUUUCAAAACGAACUGCUGGACUGCAUGCUUUCAGUUACAAGGGAUGAAAUUCUAAGUCAAAUAAAGGACUGUGGCUUCAUUUCCAUACAGGUAGAUGAGACCAGAGACAUGUCCAACCAGUCUCACCUUGUUCUUGUGCUACGUUACGUGGACAAAACACACCAAGUCUAUGAACGUUUUUAUUCUUUCAUCCCAUUGCAAAAUGCCACCGCUGAGUCCAUCGCAGUAGCACUGGAGGAGCAGCUCACAACCGUCCUCCCAGAAAAUCAGAAAGACAAACUCAUCUCCCAGUCGUACGAUGGAGCCCAUGUGCUGGGGGUUCAUGGGAGAAUACAAAAGCAGUACCCUAACGCACACUACAUCCACUGCUACACUCACCAACUCAGUUCAAUCACCAGACAAGCCACCGCGUACAUUCCAAAAGCCUGCGUAUUCUUUUCUGACCUUGAUCGAUUUGAACUCUUUUUUGCCACUUCUCCUGAGUGCACCUGUGUCCUUACUGAAUUGGUGCUCCAAAGGUUGCAGACGUCCGACCGCAUCCGAUGGGAUUUUCCGGCCGUCAACACUGUGUUUGAGCAUAAGCAGGACCUGAUUCAGUGCUUUGAGAAGAUAAAAGACUCUGAGGACUUUGACGCAGCCACAAAGCAAGAGGCAGCAGCAAUGUUAAUACUGCUAGAAAACCCAGAUUUUAUAUUUUUUCUGGAACUGUUUCACCAAAUUCUGCCUUUUGUGGAUGCUCUAAACACUAAGCUCCAGAAGAAGGACAUAGACUGCGUCUACGUCAAAUCUAGCAUCGAUCAGUUUCAAGAGGACUUAGAAAAAAUCAGGGACUCUGAUCAUUCCAUUGCUGAGGAGCAGACCGGUGGAGAGCGGCCAAACAAGAGGCUUCGACUGGCUGAUCCAGAGGAGAAUGGCAGGGUUGGAGAAGAGCUGAAUAUUCAACCGCAGAAAACGUCCAAGUACCAGAGGCAGCUGGAAAAGAGUUACAGAAUAAAGAUUUGUGACUCCAUUAUAAAGCACACCACACAGCGCUUUUCCUUCACGUCCCACCUCAUCGCCACGACCCUGCUUCAGUCGGACAGGUUUGAAGAACACCACAGAUCUCUACCGGAGCAGGCUCUGAACUCCAUCUUAAAGGCCUUCCCCACCCUCAACGCCACCAGACUGAAGAUCGAGCUCGGUGUCAUCUACAGCAAAGAGGAGCUGAGAGAGUGCAGAGGAGCCAUGGACCUCCUGCACGUCUUCACCCAGAACGAUUUAUUAGACGUUUUUCCGGAAACUGUCGAACUGUUGAAAAUGGUGAUCACGAUGCCCAUGACCACUGCGGAGGCGGAGAGGCGCUGCUCCGCUUUGAAAAGGGUCAAAUCGUUCCUCACAAACUCCACCAACCAGGACGGACUGAACGCGCUGGCGAUGCUGUCCGUGGAAAACCAGCUGAUAACCGACAUGUGGGAUUUUAAUCACAGGGUCAUUGAGAAAUUCGCUGCGCAGAAGGACAGAAGUGAAAAGUUCAUGUACAAGUAGAGCGGAGAUUACUCAAAUUUUGAAAUAUUAAAGAAUCUUUACCUGAUUUAUUUUUAUUCUUAGAUGCUGUUCAUCAUGCAUUGUGUGGUGAAAUCUGCUAAAUAAAAAAACAAUGGGCCCUUUCCACGCUGUCACCUGGUUAGUUCUGGUUCUCUAAAAAUGGGCAGAUUCCCACUUCCCGUUUCAUUCAUUCUCUGAGAUUUUAGCCAAGUCUUCAGUAGCUCAGUUGGUGGAGCGUUUCUUGACUUAUCUGAAAGGUUGGAGGUUUGAAUCCCACUCUCGACGUAAACAUCGUAACAUCAUUGGUUGAGGGGUCAGAUCCACACGUUGGCUGGUGUGAUAUCAGUUCUCACAGAUGAAUGGUGUGGAGUCCUUGGGCAAGACACUUACCGUAUUUUCCGGGCUAUUAGACGCACUCUUAAUCCUCUAACCACAUCAAAAAACGACUGCGCGCCCCGCAAUCCAGAGCACGAAGAUACACGAAUCCACUCAGGUGUCCCAGCUUGACUUCAGUGAACUACAAAGCCGCACCACCCACAGAACACACAAACACACACAGAGCAGACAGCGACCGCACAGCGAAACACACCCACAGACACACUCAUCACUCCACGCCGACGAGGAACGGAACGGAAGAACGAACCGAAAAGCGAGUGCAAUGUGCCACUUCUAGACACGACUGAACAACUGAGUCACUGCGAACACACCGACAAUCCGUUGGUCCCAGACACACCCUCCCUACACGCCACAACUGAACAAAGCCCAGAGUCACCGUGAACACCACAAACAAACAAAACCACUCACCCAUCACACUGUUGGGUUUCCUUUAAAGUCCAGUGUGGUUUAUUUGUGAAAAAAGUUUGAAAAUAGACCAUUUAAUGACAGUGCGUUUUAUAAUCCAGAGCGUCUAAUAACCCGGAAAAUACAGUAAUCCACCUCGCCCACCUUCCUUGUUGUGAAGCACUUUGAAGGUUGAAAAGGCCAGUAUAAAAAUCUGACUAUUUACCAAGUCUCGUUAAUAUAAAUGGGUCAGAGGUGAGAUGUUUUCUCUUGUGAAUUAGUUAAACAUUUCCUCACACUUUUUCAUUUAUGUUUCAUCAUUUUUCAUUGUAGAUUCUCACUAAAGGUAUCAAAACUGUGGAAAAAUGUAGAAAUAGCCACCCUUUGAGGAACUGAAGAUAAAAUUAAAGUAAUAUUUAGUUAUUUUAUCAAAACUCCGCUAAAUUCUCAUAGAAAAUUAACAGAGCGUCCUUUUUGAGAGAACCGAAACUCUCCAGACAGCUGAAAAGGGCCCAUUGAAAAUAAAGUGUAAUCUAUUCAUUUAACGUAGCACUUUCUUGGGUAAUAAUUAAAUCUAACUAAAGUUCAAACUAAAACUCGUGACUCAGAAAACAGGACCAGGCCCUUAAAUAUUGUUUAUAAAGAGAUUUUGUUUUAUAUAAUUGAAAUACACUAACAGUUGACAUGGACAUGUUGACAAUAAAACUUUAUACACAUUUGGAACUGUUUGAUUUAAAUAAAAACUGUCCUUGUG
Molecule: messenger RNA, 4436 nt
Organism: Boleophthalmus pectinirostris (great blue-spotted mudskipper)
Lineage: Eukaryota; Metazoa; Chordata; Actinopteri; Gobiiformes; Gobiidae
Product: 52 kDa repressor of the inhibitor of the protein kinase-like
Exons: 5
Coding region: 74-2902 (942 amino acids)
Molecular function (GO): protein dimerization activity
Source: RefSeq, a predicted model, not a curated record